AUGGGGUACGGGGGCCGCGGACGGGGCAUGGGCUCCCCGGACGGAGGCAGCUAUGGUGGGUAUGGCGGCGGACCCAGGAACAGGAGGCUGGAGAAGCAGGAGGGAAAGCUCUUCCUGGGGGGCCUGGACAACCAGACCACCAAGGAGAAUCUGGUCGAGUACUGCGAGCAGUGGGGUGCCGUGAGUGAUUCUGUGGUCAUGGAGAACAGGGGGUUUGGUUUUGUCACAUUCGAGAGCCCAUCUUGUGCUCAGAAGUUCCUGGAGCACCGUGACCACUUCAUUAUGGGGAAGGGUGUUGAAGCCAAGGCGGCAGUUCCCAAGAACGCUGGUGGCAGCAGCAACCUCACAAAGAAGAUGUUUGUGGGCGGGACGGGUGAGAUCUCAGACCAAGACUUCAAGCUGUAUUUUGACCCAUAUGGAGAAAUUGACGAUGCUGUGAUCGUCCGCACCAAGGAUGGCUCAUCUAGAGGCUUUGGCUUUGUGACCUUCAAGGAUGAGAUCUCUGUGGAGAAGUGCCUUGUGCAAAUGCACACCCUCCCCAAUGGCAAGUCUGUUGACCUCAAGCGUGCCGUGCCCCGCGAGCAGAUGGGCGGCAGCGGCGGUGGAUUCUCGAAUGGGGCAUCUGGUGGCUUUUCAAACGGUGGUCCAGGUGGUUACGGUCCACGUCGUGGGGGAGGCCGCGUUGGCGGAGGCAUGGAGGGAGGGUAUGGUGGAGGUAUGGGUGGGUAUGGUGGCAGCAUGGGCGGCAUGGGGCCCUAUGCUGGAUAUGGAGGAGGUGCCAUGAGCGGGUACGGUGGAUAUGGUGGCGGUUAUGGUGGGGGUCCGAUGGGCGGAGGAUAUGGCGGCGGUGGAUAUGGCGGCGGCGCGCCCCUCUAUGGCAGGGCUUCGAGCGGCCGUGGGGGAUUUAACCGCUACAAACCAUACUGA
This is a messenger RNA of Ostreobium quekettii, 927 nucleotides long. Lineage: Eukaryota; Viridiplantae; Chlorophyta; Ulvophyceae; Bryopsidales; Ostreobiaceae. The record is from the annotation of a GenBank genome assembly.